Molecule: messenger RNA, 1802 nt
Organism: Coccinella septempunctata (seven-spotted ladybird)
Lineage: Eukaryota; Metazoa; Arthropoda; Insecta; Coleoptera; Coccinellidae
Product: cytochrome P450 9e2-like
Exons: 4
Coding region: 180-1754 (524 amino acids)
Molecular function (GO): iron ion binding; monooxygenase activity; heme binding
Source: RefSeq, a predicted model, not a curated record
UAAACUGCAUCCUCUUAUAGACCUUGACUGUUUGCUCCCACAUAUUUCAGUCAGUAAACACCUAGGAAGUUCAUUGAACGUGUUGGAAGUUUUACGAGUAAUUUAAAGUGACUUUACAGUGAUAAUACAGGAGAUAAAUAAAUUUUUCGUUUAACUAGAAUGUACAUUGAAUUGAAAACAUGAUUCUUAUUGUCCUAGUCGUUAUUUUGAUCUUGUACAUAGCAAAGAGGGUGUUUCCACCUAUUUACUACUGGAAGAAGAGGAAUGUUUUUUAUGUUAAUCCUUUAUCUAGGAUAUAUGAAGUGUUUUUUGGAAAAAAAUCUCUCGCUGAAAUAGUAAAAGAAGCCUAUGACCAAUUUCCGGACAGAAGGUACUACGGAAGCUACCAAUUCCUAAAACCCUCACUCUUCAUCCGAGACGUGGACAUCAUCAAACAGAUAACCAUCAAGGAUUUCGAUCACUUCACCGACCACGUGGACAUACUGAACAGUAGCAAUGAUCCAAUAUUCAGCAAGAAUCUGUUCUCCUUGAAAGGCAGGGAGUGGAGAGAAGUGAGAAGCACCCUCAGUCCAGCCUUCACCAGCUCAAAAAUGAAAGCCAUGUUCGUUCUGAUAUCGGAGGCUUCGAAGAAGUUCGUUGAACAUUUUGAGGCCUUGGACAAGGAUCUUGUGGAGGUUGAGAUGAAGGAAACCUAUUCCAAGUUCACCAAUGACGUGAUAGCUACCUGCGCUUUUGGUAUCAGUUGCGAUACGCUGGAGAAUCCAGACAAUGAGUUUUUUGCCAUGGGGAAGGCUGUGACCAGAUCUUCUCUGCUCAGGAUGAUGAGGGCAAUGUUGAUGAUGUUCUUCCCAAAGGUUUUCGAGGUCCUCAAGAUAAAAGCCUUCUCAAACGACAUAACGGACUUCUUCAAGAGAAUCAUCACCGACACCAUUUCGACUAGAGAAAAAGAAGGAACGAUAAGACCAGACCUAAUUCAUCUCCUUAUGGAAGCCAGGAAGGGAAAACUACAAGAGAAUCCUUCCUCAACAACGGAGGACACUGGUUUCGCGACUGCGCAGGAAUCGAAGGACACGAAGAUCAAGUCCACCCUUGAAAUAACAGAUGAUCUCAUUACUGCUCAAGCUCUAAUCUUCUUUUUAGCUGGGCUGGAAACAUCUUCCUCUCUACUGAGCUUCCUCUCUUACGAACUAGCAAAAAAUCCGGAUAUACAGCGAAAACUGACCAAGGAAGUGGACGAUAACAUGUCCACCACAGACUCUUUCGUCUCCUACGAGAAACUAUCCAAGAUGAAAUAUUUGGAUCAAGUGGUUUCUGAAGGUUUGAGAAAAUGGACUCCUGGAUUCGCACUGAACAGGGUUUGCACCAAGGACUACACUAUACCACCUAAACAUGAAGACGAACCCCCACUGACACUAACCAAAGGUUGCUUCGUCAUGAUACCAGUGGUUGGAAUCCAUUACGACCCUAAAUAUUUCGAAAACCCCGACGUUUUCGACCCUGACAGAUUCAGCGAUGAAAAUAAGAAGAACAUAGUGCCCGGAUCGUAUAUUCCUUUUGGUAUCGGACCUAGAAAUUGCAUUGGUUCUCGGUUCGCCUUACUAGAAAUAAAAGCUGUGAUGGUCCAACUUUUGGAUAAGUUCGAAUUUACAUUCAUCGAAAGAACUGCUGUUCCUUUGAAACUCAAGAAGACAUUCGGUUUGAUGGUGGAGGGUGGUACCUGGUUGGGGUUGAAAAGGAGGUCGAAAAAUAAGUAGAUAUGGUGGGAGCUUAUGUUCUUAUAAGUAUACUUUAAUGGAAGAAUA